GCGCUUGCGCGGUUAGUCGGUAGGCCGCGAGCCGUGGGAUGCGGCUGAAUGAGGCGGUGGUGUUGCAGGGGCGGUUGGUGGCGCUUGUCCCGUACAGAGCACGGCACGUCCUCAGAUGACAUGAAAACUGGAGGAAUUGUGGUUGGUGAAGCAGAUUGUCAAAGGAUAAAGCUUGAAAUAGAUCCAUUGGAAAGGUGGACGGAGAAAUAGCAGGUACCACCAAUGGAUGAAAUCAGAGGAAUUACAGAAGCUGACAGCCUCUGAACCACUUACCUUGGAGCAGGAAUACCAGAUGCAGAUAAACUGGCAGGAGGAUGCUGACAAGUGUACCUUCAUAGUAUUAGAUAAGCUGAAGUGGGUGAGUGGUUCGUGCACAGAAGAGGACUGCAUGGUAGGAGAUGUGAAUCUGUUUCUCACAGAUCCUGAAGACCCCACAACUGCUGAAAUUGAAAUCAUGAUUGCAGAGCCCAGUUAUAGAGGAAAGGGUUUUGGCAAAGAAGCAACGAUGAUGAUGAUGUAUUAUGGAGUCACUAAGCUGGGGAUAAAGAAAUUCCAAGCAAAAAUCAACCUGGAAAAUACAAUCAGCAUCACCAUGUUUCAAAACUUUCACUUUGAAGAGGUUUCUGUCAGUGAUGUCUUUCAAGAAGUAACACUUGGGUUAACCGUGGACAACUGCAGGAAAAAGUGGCUCCUCGAACAAAUGAGUCAUAUGGAGGAGAAGCGGUAUAGUUAACAACUGGAGGAGCCAUGGGGAGAUUCACCACCCCACUGACUAAGAGAAUCCUUACAGUGAGGAAUGACUAUCUUAAAAAGCCCAUCUUUGCUGUCUAAAGCAUAUAAUGUUGAAACAUGGCUGAGAUAAAUGAAAUUGUUCCAAGUGACUUCCAGCAUCAUAACUUAAGACUGGGCCAAUAAAACCUGUUAUUCAUUGCUGAGUCACAGGUACUGUCCAUAUUAAGUGGAGUACAAAAAGACUUUUGUGCAGUUCCCCGCCAUGGUUUUGUAAAUAAUGAUUAGCCACAUUAUGCUGCACAGACCAGGGAGAUUGGAGCUUUGAUGUUCAGGGGCAGUGUAGGCUGUCACACUGGAUUCCAUGGUCUGAUUCACUCUCCAGUGGAAUUGAACUGCAUUGCACAUGGCUCAAUCAAAAAGCUGAAUGGCCUGUUACCAUGGUACUGGAAAGUUCCUGGCAUCGGAGUCUGUAAGUGUGUAUUCUCUAUAUGCUGGAGGCUGCAGGAAAGCACUUUCUUUCUACAUUAAGAUCCACAGCUGUAUGAAAGGAUAUUCCACCCGUCUUAUUUACGCAGGUUUUACUGGGAGAACACUGCCCAGUGUAACUCUGCUUCUGUGAGACCUGAAAAACAAUUUGGGACGCCUGAAGCAGAGGACGCUUUUUCACUUGCCAAUACAAGUUUAAUCACAAUAAAUUCAUUGCUUUUAAA
This is a messenger RNA of Stegostoma tigrinum, 1442 nucleotides long. It is a transcript of the gene nat9, whose product is annotated as N-acetyltransferase 9 (GCN5-related, putative). Gene Ontology annotation, molecular function: N-acetyltransferase activity. Lineage: Eukaryota; Metazoa; Chordata; Chondrichthyes; Orectolobiformes; Stegostomatidae. The record is from RefSeq and is a predicted model, not a curated record. Bases 227 to 733 code for a protein of 168 amino acids. Gene Ontology annotation, biological process: protein acetylation. The transcript has 7 exons.